Molecule: messenger RNA, 3823 nt
Organism: Styela clava
Lineage: Eukaryota; Metazoa; Chordata; Ascidiacea; Stolidobranchia; Styelidae
Source: RefSeq, a predicted model, not a curated record
CAUUUUUCAUGUUUCAACUCAUUUUUAUUGCAAUCAUGUUUUAAUUUAAUUGAUUUAUAGUGACUGUAUAAUGCAUGCAUCAUACAAUGCAUCAUACUUUCUAAAUUCAUAAUUUAUGUAUAAUUGAGUUGUGAGACAACACAACUACGGUAUAUGAUGCUAUUCCUUAAUUUGAUUAAAGUGUGAUCUUAUAAGCGUGAAUUCGAUUAUGUUAAUGUCAAAUUGAUGUUAUGUUGGUACCAGAGCCGACCUUAACUACUGCGGGGCAAUAUACAAAAUGGAUAUCUGCGGGAGAAGUGUCCUAAGGCUAGCCCUAGAUCAUACUUGCUACCUUAGUGGUUUUGGGUCUUUUUGAUGAUGAUUUUUUAGUGAUGUGCCAAAAAACACUGUGCUUAUAUUUUUUUUUCAUAUUUUAUAUUCAGUUGUAUACAUUUGUUACUUUGAUUGAAAUAAACGUCGAUUUGAUUGCCAUGUCUCGUAAUGAAUUUAGGAUUAAGCCAGGCAACAACACAGAAUCAGAAUGGGAUAGUAUUGGUGGUUAUAUGGUUGCAAAAUAUCGUAAACUGGAGCAACAAUUUGAUGAUAAUGCGAUUGCAGGGCGUCAAUUGUCAUCAAUUUUUCGUGGUGUUUCAAUUUAUGUCACUGGUUGGACGACACCAAGUGUUGAUGAACUGAAAGUAAUCAUGUCAAAACAUGGAGGAAAAUUUCAUGUGUACUAUUCGAGGUAUAAAACUACACAUGUUAUUGCAUCUAAUCUACCUCAUGCAAAAAGGAAAGAAUUAAAACCGAAUCAAAAAGUUGUCAAGCCACAAUGGAUCACAGAUUGUUUAGCAGCUAAGGAACUUCUACCUAUUGAAAAAUAUCUAGUUGUUCCAUUAGACAAUGGAUUACAGAAUAGAAUUACCAGCAUUUUGGAAAAAAUACCAUCAAAUGAAUCAGUAUCCGAAACACAAUCUAACGAAACUUUGAUCGAUGGCACUGGGCAGAGAACAAAGAUUGGAGAGUCUUCCAAUGAUGAAAAUAAAGCACCGAUAACACCAAAGUCUGGAGGUCGAACCAUCUGCCCAACAACAGAUUCCAAUUUUUUAUCCGAGUUUUAUUCUCAUUCUCGACUUCAUUUUUUGUCAACAUGGAAAAUGGAGCUUACUGAAUAUGUGAGGUCUCUUCAGACUAAAGAAUCACUGAAAGAAUUGCCACUGUCUGGUUAUGAAAAACUGCUGGAGUGGCUAAAAUUGAGGGAGCAAUUGUGCAAAUUUGACCGUGUAGUGAUGCAUAUAGAUAUGGAUUGUUUCUUUGUGUCUGUUGGUCUCAUCUCUCGUCCUGAAUUACGUGGAUUGCCUGUUGCAGUUACCCACUCAACUGGUGCUGGAAUCACUAGUGAGCGACCAGAUACGAAUUCUGAGUAUGAAAAGAAAUAUUAUGAAAAGAAAUUUGGACAAUCUAACAGUGAUGAAUCUUCAGAUCGAACAAAAGUACCUCCAUCAUCAUUUGGCCCUGGUUACUCCUCCUCAGAAAUUGCAAGUUGUAGUUAUGAAGCACGCAAUGCUGGUGUGAAAAAUGGAAUGUUCAUGGGUAAAGCUAAACAACUCUGUCCAGAAUUAAGAGUGAUUCCAUAUGAUUUUGAGUCAUAUCGGCGUACAUCAGAUCAACUGUAUAGCACACUUGCCACGUACACUCGGCAUAUAGAAGCUGUUAGUUGUGAUGAAGCUCUUGUUGAUAUUACAAAAAUUGUCAGAGAAACUGGACUGACACCAUUGAAAGUUGCAUCUUUCAUUAGAAGCGAUGUGAAAGAAGCAACAAAAUGUAACGCUUCUACAGGAGUGGGACCAAAUAUCGCAUUAGCUAGGAUGGCCACUCGACGAGCAAAACCGGAUGGGCAGUUUGUCGUCACCCAAUAUGAAGCAAAAGAAUUUAUGAAAAAUUUGCCUGUGAAAGAUUUACCUGGUGUAGGAAGAUCUACAGCUUCAAGACUUCAGGACAUGGGUCUAUCAACCUGUGGUGAUUUACAGAAUCAUCCAAUAAGUGAUUUUCAAAAAGAAUUUGGUGGCAAAACCGGACAAAAACUGCAUGAUAUGAGUUGUGGAAUCGACAAGAAAGAAGUUCAAAUUGAAAAGGAGAGGAAGUCUGUAUCAGCUGAAGUCAAUUAUGGAAUUAGACUUUCCGGGAAUGAAGAAGCGAAAACAUUUCUUCAUAAUUUAUCACAAGAGGUGACAAAUAGAUUGAAAUCUGCUGGAAUGAGGGGACGUAGAAUCACUCUCAAACUGAUGGUACGGCGUUCUGAUGCACCACAGGAAUCUGUGAAAUUUGGUGGUCAUGGUGUUUGCGAUUCAUGGUCUAGAAGUUCUCCUAUACUCUUGAGGCAUGUCAGAGCAGGUGACCCAUAUGAAGAAGAUUGUGCGGCAAUCAAUGAAGCAGCAUGGUUAAUACUGAGUUCAUUGCAGCUGAAUGUUUCCGAUCUGCGAGGCAUUGGUAUUCAAAUAACACAAUUACAAUCUGCUGAUUCUGCAAAUUUAUCAACUUCAGAAUCAACAUCAGCUGCAUUUUUGAAAAAGUUUAUUAAGAGGAAGUCCGAUAUUAAAAUGGUUGAGUCUGAUAAUAUAGAUAACAAAGAUAAGCCUUCGACAUCAGGUGAUUUUCUUCAGCAAAACCAACCACCUAUUUCAGAACCUAGUGCUCUUGAUUCGAAUGAGGAAAUGAAGUUGAACUCUAGUUUCCUUGAAGCUCUACCCCCCGACCUCAGGAAGGAAGUAGAAAAUAAUUUUGCGCAACAGCGUCAAGCUUUAGAAAGAAAUUUUUUAAUUAAUGAAAAUUCGAAUGAUAGCAAUGCGUCAGUAGAGCCUGUUGUCUCUGAAAUGCCUGUUACUGGAGCACCAGCACCCAAUGUUUUAUUCUGUGGGGGUGGAAAGUUAGGCGGUGGAAAAAAGCAACCCCAAAAACACAGGAUAGUGAAGGGGCGAAAAGGAGUGAAAACUAAAGUUACAAAGACAAGUACUUCAAAACCAUCUGCACAGAAAGUACGUAAUUCAGACACCAGUCCCAACAAAUUAAUUACAGAUAUGUUUCCUGUUACAUACAGUCCAAAUAAGAGUAAUCUCAUGAAAAAGUCUCCUAAAACUUCCGCAAUGCACAACAUAAUGGGGAAAAAUACCCCUGCAGCUGCCAAAGUGAAAAGGAGACUCGUGACAAUUCAAGAAGAACAGAAAUAUAUCGAGAUUCCUGACUCUGAUGAGGACGACAUUGCAGAAACAAAAGAAGAACUCCAACCUAUCGAUGUGUUGCCUGAGGAAACUGAAAAUCAUUUACCAGUUUUAGGUGGUGCUUUCGAAAUACAAGAGAUUCGUCAAGUUUUAACAGAAUGGAUUCGUUCAUAUGGAGAAACAGGACCAUUAGACUGUGAUGUUAAUGAUUUCAUAAGUUUCCUCGUCAGAACUGCCACUGAUACCAGAGACUUGGAGAAAGUUCAAUUGACUCUUCAAAGUUUUCAUAGAAGACUGACUGUGAUUAUGAAAACAUUUUCGAAUGAUGCCGCCGCCGAACCAAGACUGGAAUGGAUGAAAGCAUACAAAAAAGCAUGCGAUGAAGUUCAAUAUGAAAUUAGAAAAUCAUAUAGAGGGGGAGAAUUGAGAUUGCCUACACUGUGCUGAAUGAUGUAUUAUUUAUAUUUAUAAAUUGGUGCAAUUUUUUUAUUAUAAAUGAGAAAAUAAUCUCUGAUAGUGUUUGUAUGUGUGUACUGCAUCACUUCUUUUUUAGCUUAGCUCAGAACAAUAUACCUGAAUGAUCUUUUAACAGUAAAUACAAUUGAUGUUGGUCAAUCAGGUUGGAG